UAAGGAUGGUCCUCCCCAAAGUCGACGACACCCGCGGGGCGGCGGCGGCAGUCAAGCGUGGGCGAGUAUUGACCAAGCUGCAGGAUGCCGCUGGUGUGAUUGAAGCGAAUGUCGCGGCGUUGCGGGGGCUGGAUCUGUCGAAACUGCCAUACAUGGACGAGAUGGUGCCAUACAGAGCUCGCCGGCACCCUGAAUCCCUGAGCACCCUCGCACGAUGUACAGCCUAUACUAUCCGCAAAAAGACCCUGGAGCUUGAAGCUCAAGCGUCACUCGCGCACGACCACACAUUUCCAGGCUCACCGAGUGCGUCGCCCCGACGGUAUUCGCGGAAGCGCCCUUCCCACCUCCACUCUCUCGUUCGUCCAUCCCCGCCAUCCGCUUUGAGCACACCGGAGCCGCUAUCUGUUCCAUGUGCGUCCAACACAGCGGAAGCCAAGAGGACAUCCUUCCAAGUCACCUAUCGAGCCACCCCUCGGCCACCCCAAUCGCAAACGCCGAGUCCUCUCAAACCUGUCAUGUCCCCCGCCCAUGAAACACGUUGUGCCCAACAGAACCGGUCAUGCCAGAUGAGUAAACCCAAUCGGAAACGAAGCCACAGCAUGCCAACCAUCGCCCGACGCCGUCAUGGACGUUCCUCCGAUGGUCCCUUUGCAGUGGCGUGCUGCCAUCCGACGCACAUCGUGACGCAGUUCCACGGCCAUCUCAGCGAUUACAACAUCGAAGGGCUGAUGGCGGACACAGGAUUUUCUCGUGCAGAGUUGUACACGAUGUGGUGUCGAUUCAAAGCUCUGUGCUCGCUGUCCAAGUCGCCCAAGGGAGUCGACCUAGACACGUUUCGUCGGGGGGUGCCGCUCCUCUCGAUCGAAGACACGCUGUUUGUCGAUCGCGUGUUUUCGAUCCUGGACGACGACAAGUCGGGCAUCAUUGAGUGGCCGGAAUUCAUUCGCGCAAUGUCCGCGCUUGAGAAAGGCGAUGUGCGCGACCGCAUUCGGUUCCUCUUUCAGGUGUACGAUCUAAACUGCGACGGAACCAUCGGCCGCGACGAACUCAUGACGUUUUUCAUUUCGAGCCUCAUGGUCAACACCCCCAACGACGACCUCCACGAAGUCACCAAGCAGUUCGUGGAAGAAAUCUUGUUGAAGCUCCACCCCACUGGCAGCGGCGUGGUGUCGAGCAUAGACGUGAUCAACUACAUCGACCACGCCCCGCAGGAUGACAUUUUCACCCUGUUUGGCCGCACCAUGCUCACGGAAACCGAUCGUCGACGCGCGCAGGAACAGCACAUGACUGGUGCUGCGUUAGACGACGAUGGAGACGACGACCUUGUUUAGCUCGACGCCUCGUCACUGAACUGUCUAGUGGCCGCCAUCGUGUGCAUGGUGACGGAAAAGCUAUGCGCUUCAAGUUGGCUUUAUCAUUGCUGUGCGAUACGCCAAGCAAUAGAGUACUUCAAACCCCCACGUUAGCAAUGUUGUUUGCGC
Messenger RNA from Aphanomyces invadans, 1481 nucleotides. RefSeq lists its product as hypothetical. The record is from RefSeq and is a predicted model, not a curated record. Gene Ontology annotation, biological process: calcium-mediated signaling. Gene Ontology annotation, molecular function: kinase binding; calcium ion binding. NCBI's taxonomy places the organism in Eukaryota, Oomycota, Saprolegniomycetes, Saprolegniales, Verrucalvaceae. The transcript is spliced from 3 exons. Bases 6 to 1331 code for a protein of 441 amino acids.